This is a messenger RNA of Apus apus (common swift), 5260 nucleotides long. RefSeq names its product Ras association domain family member 9 (gene RASSF9). The record is from RefSeq and is a predicted model, not a curated record. Gene Ontology annotation, biological process: signal transduction. The coding region runs from base 325 to 1647 and encodes 440 amino acids. The transcript is spliced from 2 exons. NCBI's taxonomy places the organism in Eukaryota, Metazoa, Chordata, Aves, Apodiformes, Apodidae.
UGACGAGGUUGAAACUUCUGUGCAAGUUCUGUGCAGAACUUCACAUCGCAAGAGCAAGUGCGUGUUUCCCCCCCCUCCUUUCUUUUUCCUGCUCCUUAAACGCCUCCUUCAAGUUUGCAGUUGGGCAGGACUCCAAAGGUGCAGCAGCAGUAGCAGCAACAAGCCGCAGUUCAAAGUUAGCAGUAAAUUGCACAACUUCCAGCUCAUCGCUACGCUCAGUGACUACUAACAAGCUGGAAGACGCUCAAGGAAAAAAAUAGGGGAGAAGGGAACACCCUCGAAUUGCUUGGGGAUCGCUGAUGUUAUGCUUCUGCCGCUGGGAUCAUGGCUCCCUUUGGAAGGAAUUUAUUAAAAACCCGGCAUAAAAGCAGGUCUCCCAAUAAGGACAUGGCUUCAAAUGAAAGAGAGAUUGUGGUUUGGGUUUGCCAAGAAGAGAAGAUUGUAUGUGGCCUGACAAAGCGCACAACUUGUGCAGAAGUGAUUCAAGCACUGCUUGAAGAACAUCAGGCAACAUUUGGAGAGAAAAAGGUCCUUUUUGGAAAGCCUAGUGAUUAUUGCAUUGUAGAAAAAUGGAGAGGAUCGGAGCGAGUACUUCCUCCCUUGACAAAGAUUCUGCGACUUUGGAAAGCCUGGGGAGAGGAGCAGUCUAAUUUGCAUUUUGUGUUGGUAAAAGCAGAUGCUUUCCUCUCAUUUCCAUUGUGGAAGACAGCUGAAGCUAAGGUAGUCCAAAAUGUAGAAAAACAGUGGGAGCUUAGUCCAGCAAAUUACAUGAAGAUGUUGCCAAUAGACAAGCAAAAGAAAAUUGUCAGGAAGACUUUCCGGAAAUUGGCCAAGCUUAAACAGGACAGUGUUCAGCAAGAGAGAGAUAAUAUGGAGACACUGAUUCAUCUGAUCAUUUCUCAAGAUCAUACCAUUCAUCAACAAGUCCUUAGAAUGAAGGAACUAGAUAUGGAAAUUGAAAAAUGUGAAGCAAGAUUCCAUCUAGAUCGUGUGGCAAAUGAUGGAGAAAAUUAUGUGCAGGAAUCCUAUUUAAUGAUCAAUCCUAGUGAGUCUGAGCAGCAAGGGAGUCGGCUAGAUGAUCAACAAGAGAUGCAUGACUAUUUGAGCAAAAGUGAGGGAAUUUUACAGGUUGAAGAAAGACUGAAGCAUCACAAACAAUUAAUAGAGAAACUGUGUGCUGAAAUUGAAAAAGAGGUACACGGUAUCUGCACAGAAAAAAAUGGAGAUGAUGUUUGCACAGAAGGAGCUGCUAAUGCUGAACUGGAAAACCCAAAUUUGGAAAGUGUAAAAUAUGAGCUGGAAAAAAGUAUGAAAGAUGGUCUGAGAAUCAACUCAUACCUGAGCUGCAUUCAGAAAGAACUUACAUACAGGGACUCACUGCUUCAAAAGAAAGAAAAAGAAUAUGAACUUCUUACGGAAGAAUUUAAUUUACUACAUGUUAAAGACAACAUAGAAACUAGGCUUCCGUCAAAUGAAGAGCCAUCCAAGGGCACUGGCAUCUCCAGUAACAGCAAUGCUGUUCCUGACUUUGUUCAUAGAGUGACUAACCUGGACAUAAAUGAUACAGACUCUGACACUGGAAUCAGCUCUACACACAGUCAGGACUCUGAAAUAACUUCAGGGGACAUGGUACUGUUGUCAACAUAGUUGAAAACUGUCACACAUUUAUAAAAAGUAAUAUUUUGGAGGAUAUUUAUAAGAAUUAGUAAACCCUGUCGUCUUGAGAGUUCAGCCCUUCACGAUGUUAAAACUGACAUUGCUUUAGCAAAGUAAAUGAUGUCUGUUUAUGUGCUUCUAGUAUACUUGUGCUUAAAUUCAUGGCAGUCUUAUGGGUUAACUGCUAAUAGGUGCAAAGUUGUUGGCUUUGCUAAAUUGGGACAGACUGUUUAGACCUUGUAAUAUUGAUCCUCAGUGGAACACAAGCGUCCUCACUGGCUUGGAUCAAAGGUCUGGAGAUUUGAUAUCCCCUAAUCUUUGGGUCCACUUCCACAUCACUUUAACUUUUUAGGAAUGUGAGUUAGAGAUUAGACCAAACAAGACAGAGAGCUUGAUUUUCUGCUCUAUUACAGUAACUUUAUUCAGCCAAACUUUCCCUGCCAUGAAGCUGCUGUAAAGGAAUACAUAAUAAAGCAUGUAAUCCAUUAAAAAUUAUUUUUAUGCUAUUGUAAGACAAAAAAAUUCAGUAACAUUUAUGAUGUAUAUUUAAAUUUAGUUUUGAAGUAUUAGGAUAUUUUGAAAAACACCUAAGUCCCAUUUUUUAAAUUACCUUACACACAUAGGUUUUUAAUUUCCAUUAUCUUUCAGCAACAUUUAACUUCUUCUAAGAUCCUUAAAACCCCUACUUACCUGCUGUUACCCUGUAGUUGCCCCAGUGAUGCCUAAGUGCACGUACUUUAUGCCAGCAGGCAUGUCAGAACUGCCUACGUCCUGCUUGUGCGAGACACUCAAAUCCCAAGCUCACACCCAACCUCAGAGGCAUUUUCAGCAAGGCUUUCUUCUGCCUGUCUCUCCAGUUGGAUCCAGUAUCUUAGGCCUCUACAGAUCAUGACUACCAAAUAAAGCAUAACAGAAGGGACAGGCAGGAGCCAGAGAUUUUUGGCUCUGGCUAGACACUGUUUCCCAAUAGCUGGGUAGUUACCAUUCUUGGUUGUCAAAUCCUGUCUCACUCUUUUGGAGCAGGGAUACAGACCUGUAAAUCUUCCUUCUUUCGUGAAGACUUUGACAUGCCACUAGAACUGAUCUACUUUAUAUAAUUAAUUAAAUAUUGGGCCCCAGGAAAAAAUAAAGAAGGAAGGCAAACUAUGAACACUUUACAACUGUGUGGUUAAGUCACUUAGGAUGUAGUAGUUGAUCUCAAAUCUUUCUCCAGCAUGUUGGAGUGAAUCCAAAGGAAAGUUGUACAACUGAGGUGUUCCCCUCAGUUACUGAACAAGAUUUCUAAUUCUGGGCUACAGACUCUGCUAAUGGAGAGUACAUGAGUAAUUUCUGCACUGCCAUGUUUAUAUUUUGCAGGUCAAUCCGCUUAGUGCUUUUGUUAAAUGAAUUGAAUGGAGAAAUAAUUAAAGUGUUUCUAAACAAAGUUUAGGGGUGGCAAAAUUCAAGCAGAUUCUGGAGUUAAAAGCCUACAAAGUUAAUGAAUGGACAGUACCUGGAAAGUAUAAAUGUAAAAUACUUUCACAUACACUGCUUUCCCUUUAUGUAUUUUUCUUCUCUUAGAUGUCUGUCAACCAUCUGUUUUUUAAAAUUACCGAAGUGCUAGGAUUGCUGAUUAGCAUAUUAGAUACAGGGGGGGAAAAAAAAAAAAGGAAAAAAAAAAAAAAAGCAAACCUUUUCUAAAAGACCAAUUUUUGUGGGUUUUUAAAAGACUUUUUAGUCCUGGAUGUUAUAAAUAUUUUCUGAUCCAGGAAAGUGUGCGAGUUUCCUUAAUAUAUUUUGUGUUGUGUUUUUGUAAUACAAUGUUAUUUGAAUACUUCAAUAAUAAUAUGUCAUAUUUAGACGACUCAGCUCCUGAUGGAAAAACUAAGUAUCAAAUAUAUUAUCUUUGUAAUAAUUUAUUAACGCAACUCAGCAUCUUUUGAACUCUGUGGUAUCACUAACAAGUAGUAAGCACAGAGCUCUGAAUGUUGAGAGCAGGCUAAUGCAUUAUAUGAGUUCUUGUGAAUUUAGCUGACAGUUCUUUCUAAUGAGUCUUUUUUAUAUAAAUACUUAGAGGAUAAAGAAUUCAAACAGAAUACUAUUCACAGCUGGGCAGGCUAGUGCAAGACUUGUGGGGGAACUAAUUCCCACUCAUACUCUUUAUCAGAUUUAUUUCACUUGUAGGAGUUUGUACUGGUCCUGAGAACUGAUCCUUUUUCCACACUAUGGGGUUGAUUGUACAUCCCCUGCAACAUGUUGUUCAUAAGAGUAUUACUUUGUUUUACGAAGAAAAUAGGAAAAGUAGGUUGGGACAGAGUAUUACUUUAAAAAUAAAAUAAUAUUUUAAAAAUCCAGUGUUUUGAAGCUUAUACUUUGAUGUCUUAGACAAACAUUUUUCUUGCAAAAUGUAGUGAAUGUACAAGAUUAUUAAAGACUGUGUGCACUCUUUGCCAUUUAUCUGCCUUUACAUUUCUCAUAUACUUGUUUGACCUGGUUUUAGGAUGCUAAAAGUAUAAUUUAUAAACAUUUAUGCUCCUUACUUCACCGUUCUUUCUUUGUCUGAACUAUCUGUGAUUGUUAUUUUGUUUUUAGUUCCCAUGAGGAAAUGCACAAUCAAACACUGUGGCUUAUUUCCUGUAAUUCUCUUAAGCCUGUUACCUUUCCAUCUUUACAAUUUUAGUUUUAUUUUGUAAAAUUUUCCAUUAACUGUGUUGUACUUACUGACAAAGAGGAAGAUCAAAAAUGCCCUGCAUAAGAGGAGAGAAAAAUUCUACCCAAGGAGUGAAAAUGUGAAAUGUCAGAGUGAAAUGAAAGGAUAUUUGGUCCAUUACAUGCAUCUGUACAAGGGGUUUCUGAUAGAAAGACAGUUAUUUCUUCAGAGUGAGAGGAGUAUUGUGGUGAGUAGGUGCCAGACUCAGCACCUAUCGUGACUGUUUUGGUGUGGGAUAGGUUAGUCCCUGAUAUGAAUGUAGGCAGAGGUCUUCAGUGACUCUCUUCCAGGCUAACAGCACUGAAAUGAUUCGACUUGCCUAAUACAAAGUUCUUUGGAUCCUACAUACUUAGAAAGUUUCACAUACGUCUUUAUAACCAAUACAGCAGUUUCCAGUGAAAAUAGUGUAUACCCCAAUCUCAUGUUUCUGCCUGACUUUAUUAUGUACUUUUACAAAUUUGAUGAAACCAGAUGAGUCAAUUUAAUUACCUACUUCAGUUUCUUGAUGACUCUUUCAAAUAUAAAACAUAAUUUGGUUAUAUAUAUAUUUAUAGUAUUUGCCAUCCAUUAUGUUCUUAAAAAUUACUCUGUAAUUAGAGAGUUAUUGCCUCUCCCCCCCACCCCCCUGCAAAACUGAGCAAUCCCCACAAACUUUUAUCACUUCAAAAUUACAGAGUAUAUAUUUAUCUUCAGAUUGUGCAUUCAGAGAUUGUUCUAAUGGCUGUCUGAUGCUCCAUACACACAUACAUAUUGCUGGCAGAGGGUAUUUGAUUAUAUGAUACUGACAGAUUGAAAUUCACAGAGAUUCAACUUGCAAUUUGAGGCUGCUAAGAUUAAUAGGCAUUACAUUUCUCUACAUGCCCAGAAUCAUCAUUUGGUAGUUUCUGCGAAUUUCCAACUGUGUCAAGACAUAAA